Molecule: messenger RNA, 1416 nt
Organism: Leptopilina heterotoma
Lineage: Eukaryota; Metazoa; Arthropoda; Insecta; Hymenoptera; Figitidae
Gene: Ssl1
Product: general transcription factor IIH subunit 2
Exons: 8
Coding region: 176-1387 (403 amino acids)
Biological process (GO): DNA-templated transcription; nucleotide-excision repair; regulation of transcription by RNA polymerase II
Cellular component (GO): transcription factor TFIIH holo complex; transcription factor TFIIH core complex
Molecular function (GO): zinc ion binding
Source: RefSeq, a predicted model, not a curated record
UUUCUAGCAUUACGUCGUAUGCUGAGACACUGAUAUAUCUGAGAGUUGACGUUUCAUAAUAAACAAUAUAUUUUUUUUACUUAUUUGUAUAAACAUUUCUCUUAUUUGCAAGUUGCUGUAAACAAUAACUAUAUUUUUUCAAUUUACUAGUAAAUAAAAGAAAAAAAUUAUCACAAUGACGGAAGAGGAAGAAGAAAAGGAAUAUCGGUGGGAGACCGGUUACGAAAAAACUUGGGAAGCAAUCAGAGAAGAUGAAUAUGGAACAAUUGAUUAUUCUGUGGCUGAUAUUAUUCUCAAAGCGAAAAGAAAACGUCAACUUGAUAAAAAAGGUGAUUCUAGAUUGGGAAUGAUGAGACAUUUGUACGUUGUUCUUGAUUGUUCGGAAAAAAUGACAAAUGAAGAUUUACAUCCAACUCGAAUGAUUUGUACCUUAAAGCUGAUGGAAAGUUUUAUCGAGGAAUUUUUCUAUCAGAAUCCCAUCAGUCAGAUUGGAAUAAUAGUAACGAAAAAUAAACGAGCUGAGAAAAUAAGCGAUUUAACCGGAAAUCCAAAGAAGCAUCUCAAGGAGUUACGAGCUUUAAAAACGGCUACUUGUACAGGAGAACCAUCACUGCAGAAUUCCAUUGAACUUGCAUUAAAAUCUUUAAAAUUAUUACCAACUCAUGCGACCAGGGAAAUUUUGAUAAUAAUGGGAUCACUCACGACAUGUGAUCCUGGCGAUAUAAGUGAUACGAUAAGAAGUAUGAAAGCUGAAAAUGUGAGAUGUAGUGUAAUUGGAUUGGCGGCGGAAUUACAUAUUUGUAAACGAAUGGUAUCGAUGACGGGAGGUGUUCACAGUGUUGUUUUGGACGAUAAACAUUAUUUGGAACAAUUGAAUAUUCACAUUGAUCCACCGCCAGCUGCAACACGUUUAGACGCCGCCCUUGUGAAAAUGGGAUUUCCUCAUCAUGCCCUGCAAUCGUCAACUGCCGAGGUUUCCAUGGCUGUUUGUAUGUGUCAUGCAGACGAUAUGGAUGAAUCGGAUAAAAUUCUAAAUACAGGAUAUCUUUGCCCUCAAUGUCUCAGUAAACAUUGUGAAUUGCCUGUUGAGUGUCGAGCUUGUGGAUUAACAUUAGUUUCAGCGCCACAUUUAGCAAGAUCGUAUCAUUAUUUAUUUCCCGUUCGACGCUAUCAGGAAAUACAAAAUAAUGGCAAAACGUCAAAUUGUUUCAGCUGUCAAAAGGAAUUCGGUGCUCUCGACAAAAAGGUCUAUUUCUGCGAAAGAUGCGAGCAAACCUUCUGUCUAGAUUGUGAGAUAUUUGUUCACGAAUCACUUCACAUGUGUCCAGGUUGUGCAACAAAUUCAGAAACCUAUGUGGCUCAAUCGGGAAGUUCAUCAACAACUUAACGAAAAAUAAAAUUCUUCUUCAAUUCUAA